Molecule: messenger RNA, 3449 nt
Organism: Callithrix jacchus (white-tufted-ear marmoset)
Lineage: Eukaryota; Metazoa; Chordata; Mammalia; Primates; Cebidae
Gene: CYP11B1
Product: cytochrome P450, family 11, subfamily B, polypeptide 1
Biological process (GO): cholesterol metabolic process; cellular response to peptide hormone stimulus; aldosterone biosynthetic process
Cellular component (GO): mitochondrion; mitochondrial inner membrane
Molecular function (GO): iron ion binding; heme binding; corticosterone 18-monooxygenase activity
Source: RefSeq, a predicted model, not a curated record
AAAAGACUGGGGCUGAACAGGGUGGAGGGAGCAUUGGAAUGGCACUCCGGGCAAAGGCAGAGGUGUGCAUGGCAGUGCCUUGGCUGUCCCUGCAAGGGGCACGGGCACUGGGCACCAGAGCAGCUCAGGCCCCCAGGACGGUGCUGCCCUUUGAAGCCAUGCCCCAACUUCCAGGCAACAGGUGGCUAAGGCUGCUGCAGAUCUGGAGGGAGCAGGGUUAUGAGCACCUGCACCUGGAGCUGCACCAGACCUUCCAGGAGCUGGGGCCCAUUUUCAGGUCUGAGUCGGGAGGACCACGCACGGUGUGGGUGAUGCUGCCGGAGGAUGUGGAGAGGCUGCAGCAGGUGGACAGCCUGCACCCCCGCCGGAUGAGCCUGGAGCCCUGGGUGGCCUACAGACAACAUCGUGGGCACAAAUGUGGCGUGUUCUUGCUGAACGGGCCUGAAUGGCGCUUCAACCGAUUGCGGUUGAACCCCGAUGUGCUGUCACCCAAGGCUCUGCAGAGGUUCCUCCCGAUGGUGGAUUCGGUGGCCAGGGACUUCUCCCAGGCCCUCAGGAACAAGGUGCUGCAGAACACCCAGGGCAGCCUGACCCUGGACAUCCAAUCCAGCAUCUUCCACUACACCAUAGAAGCCAGCAACUUAGCCCUUUUUGGAGAGCGGCUGGGCCUGGUUGGCCACAGCCCCAGCUCUGCCAGCCUGAGCUUCCUCCAUGCCCUGGAGGUCAUGCUCAAAUCCACCGUCCAGCUCAUGUUCAUGCCCAGGAGCCUGUCUCGCUGGACCAGCCCCAAGGUGUGGAAGGAGCACUUUGAGGCUUGGGACUGCAUCUUCCAGUAUGGUGAUAACUGUAUCCAGAAAAUCUAUCAGGAACUGGCCCUCAGCCACCCUCAACACUACACGGGCAUCGUGGCGAAGCUCCUGUUGAAUGCGGAACUAUCUCCAGAUGCCAUUAAGGCCAACUCGAUGGAACUCACCGCAGGGAGUGUGGACACGACGGUGUUUCCCUUGCUGAUGACGCUCUUUGAGCUGGCUCGGAACCCCGACGUGCAGCAGGCCCUGCGCCAGGAGAGCCUGGCCGCCGCAGCCAGCAUCAGUGAACAUCCCCAGAAGGCAAUCACCGAGCUGCCCCUGCUGCGGGCGGCUAUCAAGGAGAGCUUGAGGCUCUACCCUGUGGGCCCCUUUUUGGAGCGAGUGGUGAGCUCAGACUUGGUGCUGCAGAACUACCACAUCCCCGCUGGGAUGUUGGUGCGUGUGUCCCUCUACUCUCUGGGUCACAACCCCGCCUUGUUCCCGAGACCUGAGCGCUAUAGCCCCCAGCGCUGGCUAGACAUGAAGGGCUCUGGCAGGAACUUCCAGUACAUGCCCUUCGGCUUUGGCAUACGCCAGUGCCUGGGAAGGCGCCUGGCAGAGACGGAGAUGCUGCUGCUGCUGCACCACGUGCUGAAACACCUCCAAGUGGAGACACUAACCCAAGAGGAUAUAAAGAUGGUCUACAGCUUCAUAUUGAGGCCCAGCACGUACCCCCUCCUCACCUUCAGGACUCUGCACCCAGGGUCCCAGCCUGGCCACCAGCCUCCCUCUGCCUGACUGAGGCCACCCCACUUCUCUCCCAUGUGCACAACUUUCUGAGCCACCCCUCUGUCUAGCCAGCCUCAGCACAAAUGGAAUUCCUGAGGGCCUCCAGGACCUGGGCUUGCUAGGUUAAGCAGCAAGGCCACGGUACAGGUGGGACGAUCUUGCUGGCAGGGCCUUGUCCCCAGCCCCACCUGGCCCCUUCUCCAGCAAGCAGUGUCCUCUGGGCAGUUUGGCCCCAUCCCUCCAGGCUCCGCGUGUGGCCAUGCAAGGGUGCUGUGAUUUUAUCCCUUGGCUUCCUGCCUAGUCUCACAUGUACCUGUCCCUCUCCCCCUGGUCAGCGCCUCUGUGCAGACUGUGUCAGAGUCAGUAAGCAGGAUCCCAGCAUCUCAGAGUCAAGUUCCCUCCUGCAGCCUGCCUUGGCUCGAGCAUGCCCUGAGAGCUCUGAAAGUUGUCACCUUGGAAUAGGGUGCUGCAGGGUAGAGUAAAAAGGCCCCUGUGGUCCCUUGUCCUGACACAUCCCCAGUUUCGAGUGACACAACUGAGUCUCGAGGGACCUAUGUCCCUACAGCUGAUCAUGUCAGCCUCAUGCCCCAGGCCUCGUCUUCCAUGGACCAGGCCUUGUUCCAGCAGCUGGCGUUGGGUCCUCUGCUUCCUGUGCUGUCCCCUGGGGAAGGUCCCGAGGAUGCUGUGAGGAGAGGGAAGAGUCUUGUAGGGUGAGAAGCUUGGGCGUGGUUCCAGAAAUGUUUCUGCCAACAGGAGAGACAGGAUUGGGCCAACAGGGACUCGGAUGCCUUUUAUUCACUCGUUCCUGGUUGAUACAGAGCUAUGCCAUGUGCCAGGACCUGGGGUGGGCACAGGAAGGUUGCGCCACAGUGCUCCUGUGCAGGGAGAGGAAGUGCCCAGGGUGAGAGUGUGUCAGCCAGACUGUCCUUAUCCCCAAGGAUUUUCAUCAGGGCAAAGGUCACAGCCACCAGCUCCUGGUGGCCGAUGAGGAUCAGAGCUUUUGUUUCCCCAUGAAAGUGGAAAUUCCUAGGCCAUCAUUCCAGGUGUGGUCAGUAGUUCCAGGACGCCCUGCGGGACUCAGCAGUACAGGGAGAGGAACUGCCCCAGGUUGGGAGGACACCUAGCUAGAGUUCUUGGUGUUAAUCUACUCAGGCUGCUCUAAGAAAAUGCCAUAGCCUGGGUUGUUGACAAACACUAGAAAUCUAUUUCUUAUGGUUGUGAAGGCUUAGAAGGGUAGGAUGGAGGUGUCAGCAGGUUCUGUGGCUGGCGAGGAUCCACCCCUUGGUUCAUAGCUAAAACCUUGCUGUUUCCUCACAUCGGGGGAGAGGGCAAGACAAGCCCCCUGGGGCCUCUGAUAAAAGGAUGCCAAUCCCAUUCAUGAGGGCACUGCCUUCAUUUCCUCCCCUCCUCAAUGGACUUGCCCUGCCAUUACCAUUACCUUGUGACUAGAUUUCAGCCUAAGAAUUCUGGAGAGCAGACACAGAAAUUCAGAUUAAACUAUCUUGCUUCCGUUUCCCUAAAAUCUACAUCCUUCUCAUAUACAAAAUACAUACAUUUCUCCCCAGUAGCCCCAAAUGUCUUAGCUCAUUUUACCAUCAACUUUAAAAUUGUAAUCCGAAGUAUAAUUUAAAUGUUAUCUGAGUCAAAUAUGGAUAAAAUUCAGGGUACAGUUACCCUGAGUCAAACUGCUCUUGCUGUAAACCUAUGAAAUCAAACAUGUUACGUGCUUCCAAAAUACAGUGGUUGGAGAGGUGUAGGGUAAACAUUCCCAUUCCAGAAAGGAGAACCAGGAAAGAAGAAAGGAGUAAAAAGUUUCAGGCAACUGCAAGUGGAAUGUGACAAACAACAUUAAACCUUGUACCUCGAGAGUAA